AUGCCGGCUAGAGAGGCACCAGCCUCGCCAGUAAUUGAAUCAGGGUCUUAUGAUCGAGCAGUUGGGGAUAAUGCUUUAUCUCAAGCAAUGCUACGAGUUCUUGAAAGGGUUGCUAGAACAACCCCAUAUGUGGUAGAAUAUUGGUUAAAGGCUACCGAGCUAGUAAUGGAUGACCUUGAAUGUACUUCAGAGCAAAAAUUAAAAGGGACAGUGUCUUUACUGCAUGAUGAGGCCUACCAGUGGUGGCUCACUGUGAGAGAAGGUACGCAAGCUGACCGUUUGACAUGGGAUUUCUUCAAAGCAGCCUUUUCAGGGAAGUAUGUGGGUGCAAGUUAUAUAGAUGCCCGAAGGAAGGAAUUUCUGAAUUUGACUCAGGGGAAUAAAAUCAUGGCGAAGUACGAGGGAGAGUUUCUACGGUUGAGUCGGUAUACACGCGGGAUAGUCGUAACUGAAUAUGAACACUGCGUGCAGUUUGAGGAUGGCCUCUGA
This is a messenger RNA of Gossypium arboreum, 489 nucleotides long. RefSeq lists its product as uncharacterized. NCBI's taxonomy places the organism in Eukaryota, Viridiplantae, Streptophyta, Magnoliopsida, Malvales, Malvaceae. The coding region runs from base 1 to 489 and encodes 162 amino acids. The record is from RefSeq and is a predicted model, not a curated record. The transcript is spliced from 2 exons.